ACUGGACUCAUAAUAGUGCUAUUGCUUAGUUCGUUACCACGACCAGCCCAAAAUCUUCUUCGAGUAGCCAUGGAAGUCCUCCCUCUUCGUCAGACCUUUCUUUCAUCCUCACGUCCUUCUGUUUCCUGCUGCCAAAGCGUUAUCCACUGUGGUAUAAGAUGUUCGAGAGCACUGCCCUCAACCCCCGCCAAGGGAGGGAGAAUGAGAGUGAAAAUGGCCACGGAGUGUGCCAGUUUGGGACCUGGGGCGGUGGCGAGAGAGUUCGAGGACGAGAUGGGCGUGGAAGAAGUGGCGGAAUGGAUGAAAUCUGGGAGGUUGAAGGAGAAGUGCGGCGGAGGGAGAGGAGUGGUGGAGUUGCUCGAGUGCUUGGAGCGAGAGGCCAUCAUGGGGGAAGACCAUGGGAGGGAACCAAAUGAUUACAAUCGGAGGGCUCAGAUCUUCGAUAGAAGUUCUAGAGUUUUCCAGGCUCUCAGGGAACGUGACAGUACUGCUUCUGCUGCUGAUGAUGUCCAACAAUCUUGAAUCUUUGGUCUAGCUGUAAAGGCAUGGCAGCCAUGCAUUAUGAUGAUGCUCUUUUUUUCUUUUUCCCCUAUUGUGAUUAUGUAAUAAGGAAAAGAAAAAGGUUAAAACUAUUCUGAUUGUUGAUGUAUUAUUCUGUAACUUUAGUUGAGUUUACUUCAAGAGACCAUACGGCUCCUACCAGAAAGAAGUUUCAUGCA
Messenger RNA from Humulus lupulus (European hop), 719 nucleotides. RefSeq lists its product as uncharacterized. Bases 70 to 522 code for a protein of 150 amino acids. The record is from RefSeq and is a predicted model, not a curated record. NCBI's taxonomy places the organism in Eukaryota, Viridiplantae, Streptophyta, Magnoliopsida, Rosales, Cannabaceae. The transcript has a single exon.